Molecule: messenger RNA, 1539 nt
Organism: Apiotrichum porosum
Lineage: Eukaryota; Fungi; Basidiomycota; Tremellomycetes; Trichosporonales; Trichosporonaceae
Gene: ATG15
Product: putative lipase atg15
Exons: 4
Coding region: 1-1539 (512 amino acids)
Biological process (GO): multivesicular body membrane disassembly; neutral lipid catabolic process; macroautophagy
Molecular function (GO): glycerophospholipase activity
Source: RefSeq, a predicted model, not a curated record
AUGCGUAUCCCACUCUUUGCCCAACUUACACCUCUACUACUCCCACAACUCUACCUGGACACGCCUGCGCCUGAGCCGGCUGUCCCCUUGUCCAAGGAGGUCACCUUCUCCGCUCGACAUGCCCACUCGCAGGCCCUGGACAAGGAUGCCCCGCUCUUCUUCGCUGACGCGGCUGGGCCCUCUGCGUUUCGCGCGAGCAGCGCCGCCGAGGCCGGCUUUGACGACCUCGAAGGCAUGGCAGGCUGGGACCUAGACGCGCCGCUAGUGGUGCGCACCAAGGUCAUCACGAUGCGCAGGCCGCAGACCCGCCCGCCACACAUGCUGAGCUGGGCGCACGCCGCGCGCGCGCUGCGCUCCACCGGGCUCGCGAAUGCCACGGGAUGGAUCGCGCCGCGCAUGCCCCAGCCCGACGAGGUGGUGGCGUGGAGCGACCAAGAGGCAUUCGCCGGCGGAUGGGAGGACGUCGAGGUCGACGCGCCGGACGUCACCGACCGCCAGACGCUGCUGUCCCUUGCCAAGAUGGCCAGCAACGCCUACGUCACACCGGACAGUGACGGGUGGUACCCGCUCGCUGGGUUCAACAACAGCAUCCCAUUCGGCUGGGAGCCUGAUUCCGACGGCCUGCGUGGCCACGUGUUUGCCGACGACACCAACUCGACAGUGGUCAUCGCCAUCAAGGGCACGAGUGCCGGUGUGCUCGGCUCUGGAGGCCCGACAUCCAAGAAUGACAAGUUUAACUGUGGACAAUCUUGUGUCGAGACUGCGCUCGUCGAGGAGAGUGUCUACGCCGCGGUGGGCACCAGCCUCUACAACAACGUCACGUACCUGUACCCAGACGCCAACAUUUGGCUCGUUGGCCACUCGCUGGGUGGUUCGCUCGCAGCCCUCAUCGCGCAGUCCUUUGGCGCCCCCGCCGUCGGCUUUGAAGCUCCCGGCGACCGACUGCCCACUCGCCGCCUGCACCUCCCGCAGCCCCCCGCCGUCCCUGCCGACAUGUCUGGCAUCGUACACGUCUACCACACCGCCGACCCUAUCCCAAUGGGCGCGUGCACAGGCACGUACUCUGGGUGCUACGCUGCUGGCUUUGCCCUCGAGUCCAAAUGCCACACCGGCCAGACGAUCCUGUACGACACCGUGACCGUCAAGGGCUGGAGCGUGGACAUUCGUACCCACCGCAUCUCCGAGGUCAUUUCGCGCGUCCUUGCCGACCCAUGGCCGGUGGGCAAGGAGCCGCAGGACCCCGAGGACCCCAAGAACCCGAAGCAGCCCAAGAAUCCCGACAAGGACCCGAAGGAUCCCGCGGACGACCCGUGGGAUGACGACGGGGGAUGGGACUGGGGCGUGGGCUCGGUCUUUGGCCAGUGGUGGGGAUGGGGACGGGGUCCCAAGGGCGGCGACGACAAGGACGAUGGCAGCGACGGUGACGACGACGACGGAGGAGGUUGGGAGAAGCAUGGCGGUGUGCCAAGGGCACACGCCGAGUCGGACUGUGUCGACUGUUACAAGUGGGAGUUUGGCGACGACUGGGAGAAGAAGUGA